UAUAGUUUUCAAAAACAAAAAAAAGAUUUAGAAAGAAAACUUGAAAAAGUUGCAUCCAAAACAUCAUCAAUCCAAAACCACUCUUCUUCAAUCUAUCACCCACAGUCACAGACACACAUGGCCACAACAACCAACCCCAUUAAAAUCCUCUCUCCAAACUCCAGACUCCUCCUCACAAAGCCCUUCUGUAUCACAUCUCUAACAUGUCCAACACUCUUCAACAGAGCCACAACUUCACUGCACAAACCUUUACUUGUAGUAAAAUGCAGCAGCAAUAGCUCAGAAGAGAUAGGACCAAUUAAUGGUAAUAAUUUGAAGGAUGCAUUGUCUGGUAUGGUGGACAAGCAAGUGGAGGAACUUUUAAACAGACAAGAGAAUAGGGUGUUGCUUGACGGGUUAGAGAAGGCAUCGCAAAGAGUGGAAAUGGCUAGAAGAGAACUUGCUGAGAUUGAAAGACAGGAACUUGAGGCUAAACAAUUGAGGGAUUAUAUUAACCAGCUUGAAAGUAGAGCUUCUGAGAUUGCAGAAUGUCAGCAGGAGAUCUUAGAGGCAAGAGCCAUGGUUGAAGAAGCAGAACGUUCGCUGUCACUUAAUAAUGAUGGGGAUGCUUUAGAGAGCAAGGAGAUUAGCAGAGAUCAAGAGAGACUGGAGUCCAUAAAGGCAGGUUUUGUAUCUGCACUUGUCGGCACCCUUGCUGGGCUCCCCAUUUCUCUCACUCAAGUGACCAGCAAUGCUCAGCUAAUACUUCCGUCCACAAUCACCUUCAUUAGCUGUGCAUUAUUCGGCUUAACCUUUCGAUAUGCAGUAAGAAGAGACUUGGACAAUUUUCAGCUGAAGACGGGGACAGCUGCAGCUUUUGGCAUUGUGAAAGGUCUUGCUACACUAGCUGGAGGACAGCCAUUGGAGCUCGAUCCUGAAAGCUUCUUGUCCCAUGCCUUUAAUGGUGCAAAGUAUGUAUCAGAGAAUCUUUUGAUCUUUGCUUUUGCUGCUGUUAGUCUGGAUUUCUGCUUUAAGAUGGGGCUUUUAAGUCCCUUUCCUAUGACAAGGUCAGCUUCAAGGACUAACAUAGAAUGAAUCAUCCCUUCUACUGGAUUCAAUAUUGCCCAAUAUCUGCUGCCUUGGCAACAGGAUGUAAUUGCACCAACAAAAUGAAAAAUUCGUAACUGUGCUCUCCUCCACCCUUCCAUGAGUUCUCUGCAUCAUAGUCACCGUUAACAACUCGCUGAUUAAAGCCAUAAAAAUGUCUUUUCUAAA
Populus nigra (black poplar) is the source of this 1254-nucleotide messenger RNA. RefSeq lists its product as uncharacterized. Lineage: Eukaryota; Viridiplantae; Streptophyta; Magnoliopsida; Malpighiales; Salicaceae. Bases 118 to 1074 code for a protein of 318 amino acids. The transcript has 3 exons. The record is from RefSeq and is a predicted model, not a curated record.